AUGGCUACCCCUAGUGUCCUCGCUUUUGACGCUGAGGGUCGAGCCAUCGACUUUGAGGUCUGGGUCGACGACCUACAGCUGUUCUUACAGUGCGAUAGGGCGGACGGUCUUUCUCUCUUUGACCUCACCUCUGGCGCCUCUCCUGCCCCUGCUGCUGAUGCUGACCCCACUGUUCGCUCUCAGUGGGCCACCCGCGAUGCUGCUACACGUCUUGCUGUGCAUCGCCACCUGCCUACCACUGAGCGCGCGCACUUUAGUCAGUGCAAGAGUGCUCAGACCUUGGACCACUUCCUCUCAGUCUGUCCCACCACUCUCACUGUUGACCUCCUCGAGAAGGCCCUCCUGGCGGCGGAGAAGAGCAUCGUCGCUGUAGGAGCCUCUCGUGGUGACCCGCGCACCCCCAUCUUUGAGGGGUGUUCUCCUUCCCCCCUGCUGCCCUCUGUUGCCUCUGCUGCUGCGGCCGACCUACUUGGUCUUGAGUCGGUCGGCGCGGCGUCUGCCCCUAGCGGGAGACGCCGCCCUGGCAAGGGCAAGGGGAGCAAGGGCACGGGUGGAGCUGGCGGGGGCGGUGGCGGUGGCAGUGGAGGCGGCGAAGGGAGUGGGGGUGGUGGUGGGAGUGGUGGCGGGGGUGGUGGUGGUGGUGGCGGCAGCGGAGGCGGAGGCGGUGGCGGCGGUAGCGGUGGGAGCGGAGGCGGCGGUGGUGGCGGAGGUGGAGGCGGCGGUGGCGGAGGGGGUGGAGCUGAUCGGGAUGGUGCCCCACAGCGGAGCGGCACUAGUGGUGGUCAGUGCCAGCAGGAGCAGCAGCAGCAGCGCUCUCGGGACAUCCCCCCGCCUCAGCAGCUCCGUGAGUGGUACACGCAGCGUCAGCAUGGUGGGGGUUUUGGUCCGUGCACCUACGUCCUUCACUCCGGCGACCGCGCGGGUGAGCAGUGUGGGGGUGCCCACCCCACCCAGCGCUGCUUUGGCCGCCUGACGGACGCUUGGCGUCAGCAGUUCCCGGAGGCUAGUGAGAUUCCCCGCUGGGGAGAGCUGUCUAGGGCUGGCGUAGCUAUCUUUGAUCUUGACUUUGAUGCUAUCCUUGCUGCCAUGUAUGCUGUGACUAUUAGUGAUGAGGGUGACUGUUACCGGUGUUUCCCGCCCGACCCGGGCAUUGGUACUGCUGCGCUAGGUGCUUGUGAGGUUGCUGCUCUAGGUGCCCGCGCGUCUGCGCCCUCAGGUACUAGUGAGGCUGCGCUCUCAGGUACCGCGUCGGCUUCGGCCUCCCUCACCUUCACACUUGACUCAGGGGCUUCUCGCUCCUUCUUUCGUGACCGCACCACACUCACGCCGCUUGGUCGGCCGGUUGCAGUCUCCCUGGCCGACCCCUCUGGGGGUCCUGUCCUCUCUCACUUCUCCACUGUCCUCCCAUGUCCAGCUGCCCCCUCGGGCACCUUGUCUGGUCUGUACCUCCCCUCGUUCUCUACGAACUUGGUGAGUGGUGCUGACCUGCAGGAUGCGGGGGUUCACCAGUUUACUCCUGCGAGUCAGCGGGUGACCCACUGCUCGGACGCCUGCACCGGCCGACACCAGGCCACGUUUUCACGUCGGCCGGGGUCGAGCCUCUACACCCUGACCACUGAGUCUCCUCCUGUCCCUGCGUCUGGCCAGAUAGCUGCGUCGGGUCAGGUGUUUGCUGCUGCGUCCAGGUCUGGUCCUCAGUCUGCCCCCUGCUCGUGUCGCCUCCUGUCUCACGAGACUCUCCUAUGGCACCAUCAUCUUGGCCACCCCUCCCUGCCUCGUCUUCGGGGCAUGGCUUCCCGUAUCCUUGUCUCUGGUCUUCCCCAGUCCCUCCCUCCCCUUCCUUCGGGGCCUGGACCUUCCUGUGUCCCCUGUGUUGAGGGGCGCCUCCGGGCUGCCCCUCACUCCUCUCCGUUUCCCUAG
Messenger RNA from Closterium sp. NIES-65, 1920 nucleotides. The record is from the annotation of a GenBank genome assembly. NCBI's taxonomy places the organism in Eukaryota, Viridiplantae, Streptophyta, Zygnematophyceae, Desmidiales, Closteriaceae.